AUGUCUCUCGGACCAUUCUUCCGUUCACCGUUUACCGAUCUGACCGCGUCGAUGGUCAACUUCCAGCAGUACCACAAGUGUGGCGAGCUAGAGAUGGCAUCUAUCGACUGCUUGGAAGCCUACGGUACCGUGCGUGGUGCGAAGAAGUGUGCCGAUCUGUUGGCCGACUUUCAGGAGUGUGCGUUUAUGGCGAAGCAGAUUGCGCGAUUCCGGGCUAUGCGAAUCGAAAGACAUCGUCAGGGAUGGAAUGGUGAACGCAAGGGUGAUGAAUAUUACGCUCCACCACCACGUGUCGAUGCCUACUAG
This is a messenger RNA of Anopheles marshallii, 306 nucleotides long. RefSeq lists its product as uncharacterized. The record is from RefSeq and is a predicted model, not a curated record. The transcript has 2 exons. Lineage: Eukaryota; Metazoa; Arthropoda; Insecta; Diptera; Culicidae. Bases 1 to 306 code for a protein of 101 amino acids.